AUGGGGUUGGAGAAGAUUGUGCUCACCUUGAGCAUCGUCGCCUGCCUUGUCUCGAUCUCUACGGCCAAACCAGGAAUUGCUACUUUCUACACAAACUAUGUUCCUUCAGCAUGCUACGGUAGCACCCAAGAGGGCGUGAUGAUUGCAGCAGCAGGGGACGCCAUAUGGAACAAUGGUGCAGCGUGUGGGAAAUAUGUCACUGUGAAAUGCACAGGUCCGAGGAAUCCAGUACCACAUCCUUGCACUGGUGAGAGCGUUAAAGUAAAAAUUGUGGAUCAUUGUCCAGGAUGCCCAUCAACUCUCGACCUUUCUAAAGAGGCUUUCACCAAAAUUGCCAACCCUGUUGCUGGAAUUAUUAACAUUGAUUAUUGGUAG
This is a messenger RNA of Argentina anserina (silverweed cinquefoil), 375 nucleotides long. RefSeq names its product putative EG45-like domain containing protein 1. Bases 1 to 375 code for a protein of 124 amino acids. Gene Ontology annotation, biological process: systemic acquired resistance. The transcript has 2 exons. Lineage: Eukaryota; Viridiplantae; Streptophyta; Magnoliopsida; Rosales; Rosaceae. The record is from RefSeq and is a predicted model, not a curated record. Gene Ontology annotation, cellular component: cell wall; apoplast.